AUUUUUUUUCACCCUCUUGUGAAGAAUUUUUUUUUUUUAUUAUUUGUUGUAAAGUCUUUUGCACAAUCACGCCCACAUUUGGGGUUGGAAAGCCCUAAUUACCGCCGUAGCUGAUGGACGUUGGAGAGGGAGCGCCUCGCCGCGGAACAGUCGCCUGCGCGCCCUCGCCGGACCCGCGGCUCCCCGGUUGCGCCCCGGCCCGGCCCUGUCGCUACCGCCGGCCGGCGGGUUUCUGCGCCCCCUCGGUUCCCCGGAGCAUCCUAGCGAAACUCGGGAGCGAGCGCCCAGACUCAGGCGCCUGUGACCGCCUUCGCUCCAAUUCUCUGUGCCUCGCCGACGCGCCCAGGAGGAACCCUCAAGUCUGCGCCCGAUCGUCCCCCCAGGCUUAACCCGGCGGCUCCGCUCGGUUUCCUCCACUGCCCUCGCUCGGGUGGCGACUUCCUCCCCGCGCCCCCUCCCCUUCGCCAUGAAGAAGUCGAGUGGAAUAUUAAGCCCAGGAGUUGCUUUGGGGACGGCUGGAAGGGCAAUGUCUUCCAAGUUCUUCCUAAUGGCUUUGGCCAUAUUUUUCUCCUUCGCCCAGGUUGUAAUAGAAGCCAAUUCUUGGUGGUCGCUAGGUAUGAAUAACCCUGUUCAGAUGUCAGAAGUAUAUAUCAUAGGAGCGCAGCCUCUCUGCAGCCAACUGGCAGGACUUUCUCAAGGACAGAAGAAACUCUGCCACUUGUAUCAGGACCACAUGCAGUAUAUCGGGGAAGGUGCGAAGACAGGCAUCAAAGAGUGCCAGUACCAAUUCCGACAUCGGCGCUGGAACUGCAGCACAGUGGAUAACACCUCGGUGUUUGGAAGGGUGAUGCAGAUAGGCAGCCGCGAGACGGCCUUCACCUAUGCAGUGAGCGCCGCCGGGGUGGUGAACGCCAUGAGCCGCGCGUGCCGCGAGGGCGAGCUGUCCACCUGCGGCUGCAGCCGCGCCGCGCGCCCCAAGGACCUGCCGCGGGACUGGCUGUGGGGCGGCUGCGGCGACAACAUCGACUACGGCUACCGCUUCGCCAAGGAGUUCGUGGACGCCCGCGAGCGGGAGCGCAUCCACGCCAAGGGCUCCUACGAGAGCGCGCGCAUCCUCAUGAACUUGCACAACAAUGAGGCUGGCCGCAGGACGGUGUACAACCUGGCUGACGUGGCCUGCAAGUGUCACGGGGUGUCGGGCUCCUGUAGCCUCAAGACUUGCUGGCUUCAGCUGGCUGACUUCCGAAAGGUGGGCGAUGCUCUAAAGGAGAAAUAUGACAGCGCUGCAGCCAUGAGGCUCAACAGCCGGGGCAAGCUGGUGCAGGUCAACAGCCGCUUCAACUCGCCUACCACGCAGGACCUGGUCUACAUUGACCCCAGUCCCGACUACUGCGUGCGCAAUGAGAGCACAGGCUCGCUGGGCACACAGGGCCGCCUGUGCAACAAGACCUCAGAGGGCAUGGAUGGCUGCGAGCUCAUGUGUUGUGGCCGCGGCUAUGACCAGUUCAAGACGGUGCAGACGGAACGCUGCCACUGCAAGUUCCACUGGUGCUGCUACGUCAAGUGUAAGAAGUGUACGGAGAUUGUGGACCAGUUCGUGUGCAAAUAGUGGGCACCCGUGGCCUACCCAUCACCCCAUCCCACUCCCAGGACCCACUUAUUUAUAGAAAGUACAGUGAUUCUGGUUUUUUUAAAAUAUUGUUUUAUUUUUCCCCAAGAAUUGCAACCGGAACCAUAUUUUUUUCUGUUCCCAUCUAAGGACUCUGUGGUUUAUUAUUAAUAUUAUAAUUAUUAUUUGGCAGUAAUGGGACGGGGGGAGGGGGAGGUGGGAACCAUGACAAAUAUUUAUUUUGUGGAUCUUUUAAAAGGUAAGGCAAGACUUCUUUUCAUAGUACAGAAUGAGGGGGCCAAAACACCCUAACUUAGUUGUGUGUAAAUCUAGAAGGUAAAGGAAAUAUGCUUUCUUUUCUCAGCUGUGGGGUCCUAUGGGACUGGUGGCAUCUAGGUGCAAGAGGGUGGUGCAAAUUUACGCACAAUUCAGCUUUUGUGAUCAAAAUGAAUUGUGAGCGCUCUGGUAAAAGCUGAAAGGUCUUGAGGAACAAAUGAAAAGAAAAAAAAAAGAGACCCCCUCCCACCCCCCCCAAAGGUUGCCAGCCCGAAACUAUCAGAAUGGUUAUUUAAAAUCGGACAAUACAAAUCUUUUCAUUCGCAAAGCAAAAAAGAUAAAAACCGUGAUUCAUUCGUCUCAAACAUUCCUCUGCAGAUGGUUCUUUUGUCGUGGCUACUGAAACUUGGGGAGCAGAGAAGGAAAGUCCCUAAAAUUGAGACAAAAUUAAAAUGUCAUGAAGACAGUGAUUUGGAGUUGUUAUUGAAAUUAGGUUUCCAGAGAGGAAAAGGAUCCCUGAAUCAUUCAGGGUACUAGAUUUUAUAUUUUGAAAGGGGCCUGGACUAAUAUACUAGAUGUGAAAGGAAACUAGGUAGAGAUUCAUCUGGGUAUUGGGUAAUGAAAAAACAAAGACUGAAAAUGAAAUGUGAAUUCCACUCUCAGAUCUUCAGUCCAGGGAACAAGGUAAUCCUGUGCUGUUCUGCACCGCACCAGAGCAGAAAGCUGGUUAGGUUAUUUAGGGGAAAAAAAAUGAAACUGCCCUCUCAAUUGACCCUCUUUUCCCCCUGUCCACCGCCCCCCGUUUCUCCAUUGCUCCUGCCUGUCCUUCUGCAGCCUGCAGCACAGGGCUGGCCUCGUGUCCAAACAGCAGCUCCACUCGGUCCCCUUUGACCUUAGGACAGGAAAUGAAACAUUAGGAGCUCCACUUGGAAAAGAAUUCACUACUUAGGGACCUUUCCCCCUUAAACCUUUUAUUUUGAGGAACAGUAGUUUUAUGUGUGUUAAUGACAUUGACUUAGUUCAAACGUUGUCCACGGAGGUGUUGCAGCCCUGCCGUUAGGAUCCUGUGUUUAGACUAUCUGCUCAAGCUUUUCCUAUUAUACUGCAGGUGUACCUGAAAACUGUUCCCAGUGUACUUGAACAGUUGCAUUUAUAAGGGGGGAAAUGUGGUUUAAUGGUGCCUGAUAUCUCAGUCUUUUGUACAUAACAUAUAUAAAUAUAUACAUACAUAUAUAUUAUUAUAAAUAUAGUUAUAUCUCAGAGCAGCCAGUGAUUUAGACUGACAGUUUACUGUGGGUUUAUUUCUCAGUCUAGAGAAUCGUUGUCCUUCACUGCAAUCCAAUUGGUAUUUUUCCAAAGGGCUUCUGAGCUGAGCUGGUACUGCAGCCCUGAUGCGGGGUCACACCUUGAUGCAGCCUUGUUUCUGAGGAGUCUGGAAGGUCUUUCUGACAGGCGUGUUGAUUUGAAGUUGUUUUUUUUUUUUUUCAAUCUUGCCCGACCCCAUUCUCUUUAAUCUCUGUUCUGUACACUUUCCAGAGAGGGCAUUACUUGUUUGUCUUAGACUUGGAAAUGAACAGAUGUUCCAGACUCAGAACCAUUGUCAUUUGUCAUGGUUUUGCUAGUUCACUGUGCAGAGUUGGAGACCAGUGCAUAGUAGUAGAUCUGGGAGUAUUUAUUCAAGUCCCUAAGGAAAAUCCAGCUAUAUAUAUAUAUAUAUGUAUAUAUAUAUAUAUAUUUAUCUCAGACAUAGGUUGCUUUGAAAGUCUGGAAAUGUACACAUCUCCUGCAACCCUCUAGGCUAGGGGGCCUUCAUAUCACCUCAGUCAUCUGUGGCUCUUAAUUUAUUGCACAAGGAUAUUCACUUUCUCUCGGUUGCAGUGAAUUGCGAGCAAAGAUCUUGAAAUUGAAAAGCACUAAUUAGCUUAAAAUGUCACUUUUUUGGUUUUUAUUAUACAAAAACCAUGAAGUAAUUUUUUUAUUUGCUAAACCAGAUUUUGUUCCUUUUUAGUGAUUCAUGUUUAUGAAGAGAGUUGAGUUUAACAAUCCUAGUUUUUAAAGAAACUAUUUAAUGUAAAAUAUUCUACUUGUCAUUCAGAUAUUAUGUAUAUCUUCUAUGGCCUUUAUUCUGUACUUUUAAUUGUACAUAUUUCUGUCUUGCGUGAUUUGUAUAUUUCACUGGUUUAAAAAGCAAACAUUGAAAGGCUUCUGCCAAAUGGAAGAUAGAAUAUAAAAUAAAAUGUUACUUGUAUAUUGGUAAGUGGUUUCAGUUGUCCUUCAGAUAUUUCAUGUGGAGAUUUUUUGAGAAACCAUGAGGGAUAGUUUAGGGUGACUACAUGUCAGAAUAAUAGGAUAGUGGAGGAUUUUUAACAAAACCCAACUAUUCGGAAACUUCAAAAGAUUUCUAUAUGUAACGGAACAAAAGGGAAUUUUCUUUUCCUAUAUAUGUUCCUCCAAAACAGAAAUCAAGCAGAUGGCUUAAAGCUGGUUAUAGGAUUGUUCACAUUCUUUUAGCAUUAUGCAUGUAACUUAAUUGUUUUAGAGCGUGUUGCUAUUGUAGCAGCUCAGGGAAGAACUGAGAAAGGCUUGUGCUCUUAUCCAUGACUAGAAUUUUAAUUUGAAAAAGUAUAUUUGUAUUUACCACUGCAACAAUUGCACUUAUCUAGCAGAGAUUACUCCGGACUGUCUAUAUAUCCUGUUAGUUUUAUGAAAACCUAGUCUCGAUCUGCAGAGUGAAAACUCAUUGGAAACUAAAGGUUUUUUUUAUAUUUAGUGCAAUUAAUAUGAGUUCUUGAGCUUUUCGAAAAUGUACACCCAAAUCUAGCCAACCCUGUGCAGAUUGAUAUGUUAGCCUUCUGCAUUUUUUUUUCUUUCCGGAUAACCUUGUAACAUAUUGAAACCUUUUAAGGAUGCCAAGAAUGCAUUAUUCCACAAAAAAACAGUAGACCAACAUAUAGAGUGUUUAAAAUAGCAUUUCUGGGCAAAUUCAAACGCUUGUGGUUCUAGGACUCACAUCUGUUUCAGUUUUUCCUCAGUUGUAUAUUGACCAGUGUUCUUUAUUGCAAAAACAUAUACUUGAUUUAGGAGUGUCAGCAUAUUUUUUCUUUUCAUCCUGGAGUGCAUUCAAAAUCUUCCCAAUAAUGGAAAAUUAACAAAAAAAUUUAUAUAUAGGCAGUGGUAAACAGAGCCAUGUUCAAAACAGUAAUUAUGGGCUCAAGUAAAAGGGAGACUGUUUAAACUUUUUGUCCAGUAUAUCUUCUCAGUUUUUUGACCUCCUGAGACUAGCCUUGCACAUAUUUUACUAGUCUACCCAAAGCCUGUAUCAUUGGAGAAAUUUUGCCAAUGCUAAUUUUCAACUUGCUUUUGCAAAACAUUAUUCAAGCCACUUGCUUAUGAAAUAGGACACUCUAGCAGGCUCAGUUAGUGACUGGUACUCAUUGACUUCAAGAGAUCCUUGGCACUAACUAUUGCAGUCCUCCCAAACUGAGUGGCCUAUAAAAUAAAAGACAUAGGUAGAAAGGGUGCUUAUAACUUGAAGCAUAUAUGAUGCAGAUAUGCACCAAAACAUAGAUCUGAAAAAACUGCACUGUCACUGUAAAGUAUACUUUUAAAUAUUUAUUUUGUUAAAAUAUGUUUUAGUCCCCACUUUCUCUGGAAUGGCAAAAACCAGAUGCUGUAUUUUGAAAGUAGAAUGAUGAAAUGAGCUUUUAAUACAGGAAGCACUCAGCAGCAAAAUAAUUGAAAUUUAGUAAAGGAAUCUUCUGGUUUACCUGUUUGCACAAUCUUCAUACUUAAAUCUGAUGAUUGGAAAGUAUUUCAGUGAAACAUCACUAGUCAGCUUUCAAAAUAAAUGGGUGUAGAACAGUUAAUGUUUGGAGUGAUUUUUAAGAGCUAAAUGAUAUCAGUUUGGAACUAGGUGAUUAAAAUGCUAUCUAAGUAUCUCAAAGGGAACAAGAAAAAUUGCAUCUUAGACCAGUUUUAUAUGCAGUGUACAAUUUGCCAGGCUAGAAAUGAGAUAAAAUUAUUUAUUUUGUUCAUAUCUUGUAAUUUUUUAUUAAAAUAAUUUUAUGAAAUUGGUGCAGUCAUGUGUGUGUUUAGCAGAGAUGGUAUUUAUGACAAUAGAAAUUUGAUAUGGGUAUGGAGCAUGGGUUGUUGUAAAGUUCAAAUUGAGUUAAUGUGUACAGGGUAUUUAGAGCAUAUGUGAUGGCUUAAGGCAUCCAGAGUGACAAAAAAUAACUUUAUCAGGCACCUAGGUGGCAAUGUGGUCAAAUCUCAAGGGUUUAUUUUACAUUUUAAUACUCCUCUUUUGCUAUUACUAAUCUUUUCAUUCCUCUGUGUUCUGCUUUGGUGAGGUAUGGAGCAAAUUACUCCAUGUCGAAACAUAGCAAAUGAUAUAGGAUGUUCCAGGGAAAGAGGAAAUAGAUGGAUUUCUUUGAGGAGAGAAAUAAAAUAACAGUCUAGAUAAAAUAAAUCCCUUGGAAUAUUCUGCAACUUGCAUGUUGUAAUGAUUACCAGUCAGAUAUUUGGGUCAGGGUGUUUCAGUCUUAGCCCCACUGGCAUUUGAGAAUGGUUAAUUUAUUAUGGAAGUUUAUCUUGUGCAAUGUUUAGCAGAAUACCUGCCUUCUAUCCAGUGGAUGCCAAGAGUACCCCAUCCCCAUUCAUGAUAACCAAACAUGUCUCCAUAUUUUGCAGAAUGUAUCCUAGAUUGCAAACCACCCUCAAUUGGGAAUAAUGGGACUAGGUAAAGGGACCUAGGCUUGGAGCAUUUGGGGAAUACAGGCUAAAUGAUGAUGAUAGACAGUUACUUCCCUGGGUUACUAAAGAGAUGGAUAGGUCCCUUUAGGAUUCCUUGUGCAGAGGAUGGAGAUGUGACAUUUUCCACAGGGGAACCUGGCUUAGAACAUUGACCCUCAAUCCUGACUACUGAGGUUCGAGUCUGGGUACUGUCAUUUUCUGUGUCACCUCGGAAAAACUGUACAACACCCCUGAGCUCUACGUCUUUAAAACAGGAGAGUAUUUUAUAUUAUACUUAUCUUUUAGGGUUGUUGUAAAGUUCAAAUUGAGUUGAUGUGUACAGAGUAUUUAGAGCAUAUUCUAUCUGUUUUCAAACAUUUCCACCAGUUGACCAGUGGAAAUAGAAAUGUGGUUUUGGACCAUGAAGGCAAAAAAACUAUGUAUAAAAAUAUUCACCUAUAUCUAUCAUGACACGAUAAAUACCAUUUGAUAAAAUGAGAUGAUAUGAUAUGCUUGCUAUGAUUGUAUAUUUAUUCACUAUAAUACUGCUGCUACAUGAGC
Molecule: messenger RNA, 7177 nt
Organism: Sorex araneus (European shrew)
Lineage: Eukaryota; Metazoa; Chordata; Mammalia; Eulipotyphla; Soricidae
Gene: WNT5A
Product: Wnt family member 5A
Exons: 5
Coding region: 467-1609 (380 amino acids)
Biological process (GO): canonical Wnt signaling pathway; cell fate commitment; multicellular organism development
Cellular component (GO): extracellular region
Molecular function (GO): frizzled binding; cytokine activity
Source: RefSeq, a predicted model, not a curated record